AUGUCUGUCAAAAUGGUUGCUCCCAAUCCACGUCUCGGCUUCAUGCCGUCGCGAUUACUCAACGUUUUUGUCACAUCAAACAGAUGUGUCCGAUGUCUUCACCAGAAAUCCGGGGCUCCGUCUGUGCCUUCACCUACGCCAUUUGUACCCGACGUUCAGACCUUCUUGACCUUGAUCGGCCGCGACAUGGUUAAGCAUGCCAGCAAAUUCUCCUCUUGGGACAAGCUUUUCUCGCUCACAUCGGCUGAGCUCCGAGACCUGGGAAUCGAACCCGCUCGUCAGAGACGAUAUCUUCUCCGAUGGCGCGAGAAGUUUAGGCGAGGAAUUUAUGGCCCAGGUGGAGACCUGGAUCACGUCGUGAACGGUGCUGCCCAGCUUCGCGUCGUUGAAGUUCCAGCAGACACUCCUAUUCAGAACGCGAAUAACAGUGGUUCUACUUCUACUCUUCCGGUCACUGCAUCUGCGAAUUUAUCACCGGGUAUGAAAAAGGCAAUCGUCAACCUUCCACCGGAUGCAACAGAAUACCACCACGACCCAUCAACUCCUCUCAAAAAGUAUGCACAGAUGAAGAUUCAUCGUGGGUCUAUGAUCAAAGGCCCCUAUCUGCAACCGAUCAAAGGCACAAACGGUUCUGCUGCCUUGAUUCGAGUAGUGGAGGGUAUGUGGGAAGACAAGCGAGGACAUAAAGUCGAUGGUGGCGAGAGACGGCGCGCAGAAGUAGAAGGGGGAUUGUCUGUAUACUAUAUCUGUAUCACACAUAUGGCUACUUUUGCAACUUUAAUUGUAUUUUCUCAUUCCCAUCAGCACUGUUCUGUUUCGUGA
Messenger RNA from Rasamsonia emersonii CBS 393.64, 822 nucleotides. RefSeq lists its product as uncharacterized. NCBI's taxonomy places the organism in Eukaryota, Fungi, Ascomycota, Eurotiomycetes, Eurotiales, Trichocomaceae. The record is from RefSeq and is a predicted model, not a curated record. Gene Ontology annotation, cellular component: mitochondrion. The coding region runs from base 1 to 822 and encodes 273 amino acids. The transcript has 2 exons.